This is a messenger RNA of Aspergillus sclerotioniger CBS 115572, 3087 nucleotides long. RefSeq names its product putative glutaminase. The record is from RefSeq and is a predicted model, not a curated record. The transcript is spliced from 5 exons. NCBI's taxonomy places the organism in Eukaryota, Fungi, Ascomycota, Eurotiomycetes, Eurotiales, Aspergillaceae. Bases 297 to 2828 code for a protein of 843 amino acids.
CUCAAGUCCUGCCUGGCUGUAACUAGGCUGUCUUGCAUUGAGUCCGCUCGUGGUCAGUGCAGCGCUUGUUCCUUUGCUGCCCCGACCUUGUCGAUCGUUGCUCUGACCGUCGACUGAUUGCAUCAUCCAGCCAGCCCGGCGGCUGGCUCACCUCCGUCCUCUCUUCUCUUCCACCUUCCUCCAUCGACGCUGGUUGAUGGACCACCUUCCCUCAUCAUCCUUUUCAUCUUCGGUUGUCCUUUUUGUUUAUUUUUCAUUCAUCGGCGGUCACUAGACUCUCUUCGAUUGACCACACAAUGCGCCUGUCCCUUGCGGUGCUGGCCACCGCCCUUCAGGCGACCGUCGGCAUUGCAUCCAGCUUGACGCCGCCGGUCCUGCCCCUGACCGUGCGCAAUCCCUAUCUAAGCACCUGGCUGGGAAAUGCCCGGGACGUUCCCUGGUCCAAAUGGCCUAUGUUCUACACGGGCGAGGAGGUGGGCCUGUCCCUGAUGGCCCACGUCCCCAGCACCGGCACCGUAUAUCCGUUGUUGGGCAAGCCUCAUGAAUCCCUGUCCGGAUCGUUGCAAGUCGACUAUCCCACCUAUCUCGGGGCCAACUACGACGCGUCUACCACCAAUCUGACCUACCGCAUUGAACCCUCCACCUCGGCUUUCCACCCUCUCGAGAUCACCGUCUCUUUCUUAUCUCCCAUUACGCCCACAUCGACUCUGCGGCAGUCGAUCCCUGCGUCAUAUGUCACAAUUCAUGUCCACGGUGAUGUGAGCGUGAACGUCUAUAUCGAUAUCAAUGGCGCCUGGGUGAGCGGAGACGCUGGAAGUCAGAUCGCUUGGGAGUAUGACGGGUUCGAUGCUAAGGACAACACACCCACCCUGCGGCGAUGGCGCUUCCAAAGAGAGACGGAGAUGCUGUUUUCGGAGAUCCGCGAUCGUGCUGAAUGGGGCACCAUUCAUUUCACCGCGCCUGCUGAUGUUCAAUAUCAGUCUGGUGAGGCCUCAGCUGUGAGACAGACGUUCCUGAAUCAAGGAGUCCUGGACAACGUAAAUGAUCAGGUAUUCCGUGCAAUUGGAGACCGAGAGCCGGUCUUUGCGUUCUCCAAGUCAUUCGUUUUCUCUCGGAGAGACGGUCCGACCAGUGCCAGCGUGACCUUCAGCAUUGCCCUGAUCCAAAACCCCGUCGUGCAAUAUGCCUCUGCACGUGGCCUGACCCUGAUGCGGCCCCUCUGGGAGUCAUGGUUCCCUAGCGUCGACUCUCUCCUGAGCUUCCACUACCACGACUUUUCCAAAGCGAGUGUGUUGGCCUCCAACUACUCCCAACAGCUGUCCAAGGAUGCCUAUCAGUCGGGAGCUCAUGACUAUGUCGAUAUCGUGGCACUGUCGGCCCGACAGGUGAUGGGUGCAACCACCUUUGCGGGAACACCUGAUAAUCCCAUCUUGUUUUUGAAAGAGAUUUCAUCCAACGGGAACUUCCAGACAAUUGAUGUCAUCUUCCCUGCGUUCCCAUUCUUCCAGUAUACCAACCCCCGGUGGCUGGCAUACCUCCUGGAGCCGUUGAUCGAGCACAUGUUGAGUGGUCAGUAUCCGAACACAUACGCCAUGCAUGACUUGGGAACCCACUUUCCUAAUGCCACUGGACAUCCCGAUGGAAAUGAUGAGUAUAUGCCAGUGGAGGAAUGCGGUAACAUUCUUAUCAUGGGCCUGGCCAUCGUGAACUCGCUGCGUUAUGGCGAAGAUUCAGCCGCAUCGUCCAUAUGGUCAGCGCAGGGCGCAAUGCCCGUACUAUCCGAAGAUCAUCUCGGGUACCUGCCUCUUGGUGAUCUCCAGGUGUUGGGUGGUAUUGACAAGCAGGACGGAAGAUGGGGUGGUCCUUUGCAAGGUCAUUUCCUCGCUGAGAAAUGGCUCAAGCGCAGCUACCGUCUCUGGAAGCAGUGGACUGGCUACCUUGUGGAGUUUUCCCUGGAGCCUGAGAACCAGCUUUCGACGGACGACUUCGCCGGCUGGCUAGCGCUUCAAACGAACUUGGCGCUUAAAGGCAUCAUCGGUAUCAAUGCCAUGAGCAAGCUGGCCCAGGUGGUUGGAGAGGCCGACGACGUCUCAUAUUACAAGAAUAUCUCGGACACCUAUAUUGCCAAAUGGGAGGAGCUUGGCAUGUCUCGAGACCAAACACAUGCGAAGCUCGCUUACGACUGGUACGGAUCGUGGACCACCAUCUACAAUCUGUAUGCCGAUGCUCUGCUGUGCUUCCAUCUGGAGGGCACUGGUGUCUUACCAGUGCCCGCAACAUCCUACACCCAGAAGCCUCUCCAACCUCACCCCCACAAGACCGGCUUCGUGCCCCGGCACAUCUACCAACGACAGUCCAUUUGGUAUCACAAUGUUCGUCAAAAGUACGGUCUCCCUCUAGACAGCCGGCAUUUGUACACCAAGACCGAUUGGGAGUUCUUCUCCAUGGCCGUGGCUAGUGAGAACGUCCGCAGCGAGGUUCUCGAAUCCGUGGCCAAAUGGAUUAACGAGACAAAUACCGACCUUCCUUUCACCGAUCUCCACAACACCGAGGGCCAGGGCGAGUUUCCAGGGCCAAACUUUUAUGCUCGACCAGUUAUCGGCGGCCACUUUGCCUUCUUGGCCCUGCAGCGCGCCUGUGGGGGCCGCGCGAUGGAGGGACUAGCCUAUCUGGACGGUGGGAACAACGUGUUCUCGACCAGCACAUUGGAGGAAUGGGAAAAGGCCGCAGCCAGAGCUGUCGGACAGUCCCAGCCAUCGUCUGGACCCGAGGAACCCGACGACAGUGGCUAUGAACACGGCUAUGGGUCUGAGAGUCUGGAACUGUGAUCGUCGGUCCUUACCUUAUACAUAGCGCAUCUACUCUGAUGUUCCGAGCAAGUGGAUGAGAACCAUUGCAAUCUAGGUACAACUUGACCAUUCUACAAUUUGAGCUAUACAUGCAAAAGAAGUCAAGAUUGCUUCAGCAAACCAUUGGACUAAAAUCAAUCUAUACAUACCAACCACUCGGAUACAUACCUAUACGGCGUAAUUCUCACCAAUACCUACCUGCUCCAACCUUGUCUUGGCAGUCAGCAAUCAAAUCACG